Phaeodactylum tricornutum CCAP 1055/1 is the source of this 1084-nucleotide messenger RNA. RefSeq lists its product with no specific name. The transcript has 3 exons. NCBI's taxonomy places the organism in Eukaryota, Bacillariophyta, Bacillariophyceae, Surirellales, Neidiaceae. The record is from RefSeq and is a predicted model, not a curated record. The coding region runs from base 23 to 1084 and encodes 353 amino acids.
CGUUCCUUUCCAAUGACGGAAAAUGACGUUGGCAGCUGAUCACGAGGCAGCCACAGAUACUCCCUACUAUUUGAUACCACCGACGCCCGAUCUGAUUCCUGUCGCACGGGUGCGAGAAGCCAUCGUUCUUCGCAACGAGUGGGAUACUCACAUUUUGGCCCAAGCGCCAACCUGUCAAGUGCGACUCCGCCUGACAUCGCCGUACUGGACUUUCGAAGCCUUGAAUGAACACGGUCACAGAAAGACGUGUGGAGGCGAUGAGUUUUACGUCUGCUACCACACACAUUCGCAGUCAAUUGCGGGUAACCGCCCCAUGGCGGUCGCCAUCAUUGCGGACCACGAGGACGGAACGUACACUUUGGAUUUUUGCCAGUCGCCGUUAAAUCCACUCUCGAAUAAAAGGGGUCACCUUUCCGUCCACUUUCAGUACACCAGUGCGAUUGGGUGUGCACCGCCGCCGAGCAAGGAUCACUGGCAACACGGAGGGUACACGCAUACGGUAUACCUACACCGCAAUCUGCCGCACGCACCUCCUAUCCUUCGGCCGUUCCUUCCCCCAAUACCGAGUCGGCUGUUGUCGACCUUUGAUCGAGUUUUCGCCUUUGGGGAUUCCAUCCUCGAGCAGUUGGUGCAAGGCGGCUCGGAAGGCUGCCAAUUAAUCACCUAUGGAACCAAAGUGGCAACGCCACUUCGGACCGAAACUCUUCCGCGCGUACUGGACCUUCUAGAAGCUUCGUUGGGACCCGCAUUGGCGGCAGAGGAACCGAACCAGUCAACGGCACUAAUUCUGAACAGUGCACUGUGGGAGAUUCUCUCGGACCAGGGCGUCCCGGGUGCUGACUUUGCGGACCACUUGACUACUUGUCGAACAUAUGUCACCACCGUCCAGCGUCGGUACCCGCACGUUUCCGUGUUCUGGUUGUCCCCGUCAGCUGUACACAUUCAUCGGGUGUAUCUGUUCAACGAACUCGCCCAAAAGGGCAUACAGCACAAGAUAGACCGCGUGCGGUACAUGAGUGCCUCGCGAACGCGACGGCUAUACGAUUUGCAAAAUGGCUCUAAUACUACCCCACCUUUUUCUUGA